Gossypium raimondii (Peruvian cotton) is the source of this 3567-nucleotide messenger RNA. RefSeq names its product protein unc-13 homolog. The record is from RefSeq and is a predicted model, not a curated record. NCBI's taxonomy places the organism in Eukaryota, Viridiplantae, Streptophyta, Magnoliopsida, Malvales, Malvaceae. The coding region runs from base 171 to 3305 and encodes 1044 amino acids. The transcript has 5 exons.
AUGGCCGACAAUAUCUCUGUUUUUUGUUUUUGUUCUUUUUUUGUUGUCUCUUUCCUUAUAAAAACUAAAUCUAAACCCAUUUUCCCAUCCGUUCGACGGGCUCCUUUCAAUUCAUUUUCCAUUGAUUGUCGACUUUCCCCCAUCCUCAUUCCCCCAACCCUUUCUCAGCCAUGGACCACCGUUCACAGCGGGAGUUGUGCACCGGUCCCCUCCAUGGCGCCACAAACACCAACACCGGCACUUCCCUUCCCACCACCACCACAACCCCAACCCCGGUAUUGGAAGAGUACGAAAUCGACCUGGAAUGGCCUUUCGAAUACCUCGAUGGUCUCGACUGUGACGCCAUCCGUGAAGCAGCUUACGAGAUUUUCUUCACGGCUUGUCGUUCAUCGCCGGGGUUCGGAGGACGGAACACUUCGAUGUCAUCUUCGCAUGAUCACCAUGGGAAUGUUGUGGAUGGAGGAGGGAAUGAAUCGCACGGGUCAGGUUCAAUAAACGGGCGGGUGAAUGGGGUGGUAAUGACCCCAACGAGUAAGGUUAAAAAGGCUUUGGGUUUAAAGAUGUUGAAAAAGUCGCCUUCUCGGAGGAUGUCGUUUAUUCCGACGGGCUAUAAUGGCGGCGGCGGAAUGUCUGGGACGUCGUCGUUUGUUUCUCAAGGACAUUGUAGUAUUAACACCGGUUCUGGCAUUGGAAUGGGGUUUUCUUCGGCGCAGAAUCCCUGGCCACGGCGGCCGUUGACGUCAGCAGAACUUAUGAGGCAACAAAUGAGGGUGACUGAACAAAGUGAUCAUAGGCUUAGGAAGACUCUCACCAGAACCCUCGCGGGCCAAACAGGAAAGAGAUCAGAAACUAUAAUCCUUCCACUAGAGCUUCUUCGGCAUUUAAAACCAUCCGAAUUCAAUGACCCGCACGAGUACCAUGCAUGGCAAAAACGUCAGCUAAAGAUACUAGAAACAGGCCUUAUCCUUUAUCCAUCAAUACCUAUAGACAAAGCCAAUUCUUUCAUGAUCCGUCUCCGCGACAUAAUCCGAGCCGGUGAGUUGAAAGCCAUCGACACCAGCAAGAAUUCCGACAUGAUGCGUACGUUGUGCAACAGCAUCGUGUCUUUAUGUUGGCGGAGCAGCAAUGGCGCUCCCACUACAGUUUGUCAUUGGGCCGACGGGUACCCUCUCAAUGUACACAUCUAUACCGCUCUCCUUAGAUCCAUUUUCAGCACUAGGGACGAGACGUUAGUGUUGGACGAGGUUGAUGAAUUGCUCGAAUUGAUGAAGAAGACGUGGUCUACGUUGGGGUUCAAUAAGCCGAUGCACAACGUGUGUUUUGCUUGGGUGCUUUUUGAGCAAUACGUCGUGACAAACCAAGUGGAACCCGACCUCCUUCGCGCAGCGUUUACUAUGUUGUCGGAGGUGGAGAACGACGUGAAGAAGUCGAAUCGGGACGAAACGUACAUGAAAAUAUUGUUGUCCAUGUUGGUUGUGAUGCAAAAUUGGGCGGAAAAAAAGUUGCUUAACUACCAUGAGUAUUUCAAUAGAGGAACUAUUGGUGGGAUUGAUAAUCUUUUACCUUUGGGAAUAUUAUCGACCAAGAUUUUGGCCGAAUGCCGUCGGAUCGAAACAGAGGAGGGCAAGAAAGGGGAUGUAAAAGUCUCGGAUUCGUCCGGUAAUCGUAUUGAUCACUACAUUCGAUCUUCCAUGAAGAAUGCUUUUGCAAGGAUCAAUGAUAAUGUGAAAAAUGCUACCAUGGGAGGAAGAGGGGAAGCUUAUGAAAACUUACUUCAAUUGGCUAAAGAAACCGAGGAUUUAGCCGCGCAAGAGAGGGAGUUAUUUAGUCCAAUAUUGAAGAAAUGGCAUACAACUGCGGGCAGUAUUGCAGCCGUGACGCUGCAUCAAUGUUACGGAGAAGUGUUGAAACAACAUUUAGCCGGGACGAAAAUGCUGAACAGUGAGAUCGUCGGGGUGCUACAACGAGCCGCGAAACUCGAAAAAGUCCUGGUUCAAAUGGUGGUUGAAGAUUUCGAUGAGUGCGGCAACGGAGGCAAAGUGAUUAUUAGAGAAAUGAUGCCUUAUGAAGUUGAUACAGUCACAAUAAGGCUAUUGGGACAAUGGAUCGAUGAAAGAUUAAAGAAAGGGAAAAAGUUACUUCUGAGUGCAAAGAAAACUGAAACAUGGAACCCGAAGUCGAAAACCGAGCUGUACGCGCAUUCGGCGGUCGAGUUGAUGGCAUUAAUAAAGGAAACUGUGAAUGAUUUUUUUGAAAUUCCGAUCGGGGUUACUGAGGAUUUGAUUCUUGAUUUAGCCGAAGGUCUAGAGAAAAUCAUUGAAGAAUAUAUUAUCUUUGUAGCAUCAUGUGGUUCCAAGCAGAAUUAUCUUCCAGCACUUCCUCCAUUAACGAGAUGCAACCAAGAUUCGAUGUUUUCGAGGUUUUGGAAAAGGGCUAGUCCAUGCGGGGUUCGUGUCGAGGACAUGCACCAACUUAUGACCACUAAAUACCAACAUCCGUCCCCAUCGACGAGCAUUGGGACGCAAUGCCUUUACGUCCGCCUCAACACAUUGCAUUACUUGAUCACCCACAUCCAUUCCCUCGACAAGACCCUCGCAGUCUCGCCGAGGGUUUUGUCGAAGAGUCGUUUAAGCAACCGUAAGCAGAACGUUACUUCCUUUUCCUACUUCGAACAAGCGAACCAAUCGAUCCAAUCCGCAUGCGAACACGUAUCGGAAGUCGCCGCGUACCGCCUUAUCUUCCUCGACUCGAGCCUCGUCUUUUACGAAAGCCUCUACGCCGGCAGUGUAACCAGCUCAAGACUCCGGCCCACCCUACGAAUCCUCAAAGAAAACCUCACCGUUCUCACCACUAUCCUAACGGACCAAGCACAAGCAUUAGCAAUGAAAGAAGUAAUGAAAGCGUCAUUCGAAGCAUUCCUCAUGGUACUCCUCGCCGGAGUUCCAUCUCGGAUCUUCAACCGGUCCGAUUACGAGAUGAUCGAAGAAGAUUUCGAUAGCUUAAAAAGGGUGUUCUGCGCUAUACCCGAAGAUGUAAUCCAAAAAGAAGCCGAGAAAGCUGAAGGAGUAAUAUCCUUGAUGGGGCAAAGCACCGAACAGUUAAUAGAAGAUUUCAGCAUCGUUACCUGUGAGACCAGUGGAAUAGGGUUCAUCGGCAUAGGUCAAAAAUUACCGAUGCCACCGACGACGGGAAGAUGGAAUAGAUCGGACCCAAACACGAUACUACGAGUAUUGUGCCAUAGAAAUGAUCGAACGGCUAACUUGUUCUUGAAGAAAUCGUUUCAAUUGGCCAAAAGGAACUUGUAAUCAAUGAAAAAUUAUAUAUACAGUGUGAAUAUUUGAAGAACAGGUUGGGUUUUUUUAUUCUCUAGUAAUGGGGUUUUAAUGGAUGUGAUUGUUGAUUUCAAGGAUUUUAGUGGAGAGAAUUAUUGAAGGAAAUGAGGGAUUGUAUAUUGAUUUUCUUAGUUGAGUUAAAUGUUUGUUGGUUGAUAUAUGAAUGAAGAUUGUUGAGUGCUGAAGGCAAAGGGAUGGGAAUUGGGAUAUUUGGGAUUUGAGAAAGCACAAAAGA